AUGGUUUUCGAACCGUCCCCAUUUCUGCAGCCUGGCGAGCGAACCAAGCCUGGCGAGCUCGCUAUUGUUAGCUUGGCGCGUGACGACUUUGACGCCAUUCGCCUCGAAAAGUCCUCUGGAGCGGUCGACGGAUACGCAGAAGGCGCAACGCUAAAUACAAGAUUCGGCUCAUUUCCGCACUCGACACUACUCGACAUACCUUGGGGAUCUCAAGUUCGCGCAUCGGCGGUAGAUACUGGAUCGCGAGGCCGCAAACGCCGCCUAGAGACGACAGACGACGACACACCCGCCGUGAGCCAAGACGAGGGCAGCAAGGCGCUUGUGAAAAAGGCUACUGUGGCUAGCAGUGGCUUCAUCUACGUUCUUCGACCCUCUCCGGAGCUCUGGACCAGCAGCUUGCCGCACAGAACCCAAGUCGUCUACACACCCGACUACAGCUACAUCCUACAGCGUAUACGAGCGCGCCCCGGCACUAGAAUACUAGAGGCCGGUGCAGGAAGCGGCAGCUUCUCUCAUGCUUCAGCGCGAGCAGUGUAUAAUGGAUACCCGACAGACGAGACCGAUACCAAGGGCAAGGUGUUCAGCUUCGAGUUCAACGAGGACCGGUUUCACAAGAUGAAGGAGGAGAUCGAGAGCCACGCCCUCACCGGCAUCGUGCAAAUACAGCACCGAGAUGUAUAUAGAGACGGUUUUAUGGUAGACGGGAAGUCGCCCAAUGCCACGGCCGUAUUUCUCGAUUUGCCGGCCCCGUGGAAAGCUCUCCAACAUCUCUCGCGCCGCAGCGGCUCCUCGCCUCUGGACCCCAAGCAGUCGGUCCACAUCUGCACAUUUUCGCCUUGCAUCGAGCAAGUAUCAAGAACAGUUACCGAGCUGCGGACACUCGGAUGGACCGAUGUCGACAUGGUUGAGAUCUCACAGCGCCGGCUCAACAUCCUCCGCGAGCGGGUCGGCGUAAAUCUGCCCAACGAGCGUGGCGUUUCACAAACACCAGCCGACGUGCUUGAGGCGGUGACGAAGCUGCGCAAGGUGAAUCAGCAAAAUAAGCAAUUCCAACAAGCGCAAUCUGGACAGCAAAGCAAAAGCGCCACCGCCGACUCGACGGGCACUGACUCACCCGCUGCGGCAUCGGAAGCGGCAGCCGUGGAUGACGACCACGACAAGCCGUGGAUGCAGGGACGACUCACCCACCGCUCCGAGCCCGAUCUCAAGACGCACACCUCGUACCUCGUCUUCGCGGUGCUGCCGCCAGAGUGGUCCGAGGAGGACGAGGCCAAGGCGCUGGCCAAGUGGCCGUGCGGGGAGGAGAGCAAGAUCAUUGGCAACCUGGACAAGGAGUCGCGCAAGCAGGAGAAGAGGGAGCUGCUUGCGUCGCGCUCCAAGAAGCGCAAGGCCAAGGGCGAGCCGGCUCGCGCGCAGACUAAGAAGCAAAAGGCGAACGAUGAUACCCAAGCUGAGUCUGAGGACACGCCAGCUGCAAGAUAG
This is a messenger RNA of Cordyceps fumosorosea ARSEF 2679, 1482 nucleotides long. RefSeq names its product tRNA methyltransferase complex GCD14 subunit. Gene Ontology annotation, biological process: tRNA methylation. Bases 1 to 1482 code for a protein of 493 amino acids. The transcript has a single exon. Lineage: Eukaryota; Fungi; Ascomycota; Sordariomycetes; Hypocreales; Cordycipitaceae. Gene Ontology annotation, cellular component: tRNA (m1A) methyltransferase complex; nucleus. The record is from RefSeq and is a predicted model, not a curated record.